Molecule: messenger RNA, 432 nt
Organism: Rhizophagus irregularis DAOM 181602=DAOM 197198
Lineage: Eukaryota; Fungi; Glomeromycota; Glomeromycetes; Glomerales; Glomeraceae
Product: Histone H2A
Biological process (GO): heterochromatin formation
Cellular component (GO): chromatin; nucleosome
Molecular function (GO): protein heterodimerization activity; structural constituent of chromatin; DNA binding
Source: RefSeq, a predicted model, not a curated record
AUGAGCGGUCUAGGUAUUGGCAAAAGUGUAUCAGCAGAAGGAAAGAAGAAAUAUUCAAGAUCUGCAAAAGCUGGUCUCCAAUUUCCAGUCGCGCGUAUUGGUCGUUAUCUUCGAGAUGGAAACUAUGCACCACGUACUGGUGCUAGUGCACCCGUCUAUCUUGCUGCAGUUAUUGAAUAUUUGGUAGCUGAAAUAUUAGAACUUGCUGGUAAUGCCGCUCGUGAUAACAAGAAAGCAAGAAUUGUUCCUCGCCAUCUUCAAUUGGCCAUUCGUAACGAUGAAGAAUUGGACAAAUUACUUGGAAACGUCACUAUUGUUCAAGGAGGUGUCUUACCUAACAUUCAUGAAAGCUUGUUACCAAAGAAAACCACGAAAAGUAAAGGUGAGUUUGUAAGAAUAAUUUUUUUUUUUAUUUUGAAAAAGUUGAACUAA